Molecule: messenger RNA, 4614 nt
Organism: Phytophthora sojae
Lineage: Eukaryota; Oomycota; Peronosporomycetes; Peronosporales; Peronosporaceae
Exons: 4
Coding region: 1-4614 (1537 amino acids)
Biological process (GO): negative regulation of TORC1 signaling; positive regulation of autophagy
Cellular component (GO): GATOR1 complex
Molecular function (GO): GTPase activator activity
Source: RefSeq, a predicted model, not a curated record
AUGUGGCGGACUCGGCACGCGCUGACGCUGGUGGUGCACGGGCCUGAGUUCCGCAAUGGGGAGCUGCUGGUACUGAACCCGGACAUCUUCCCGGACGUGAAGCUGCACGACCUGGUGGAGGUCGCGCAGCCCGAGCGCGCGCACCCGCACCCGCGGCUCGUGCUGUCCGUCGAGUCGCUCGCGCCCGUGCGCGGCAAGCUGCAGGUGAGCGUGGCCCGGGAGAUCGCGGCCCAGUUCGGGCUCGAGGCCUUCCGCUCCGUGACUGUGCGGCGCGUGGACCAGCGCGACGUGUGCGUGGACUUCGUGGAGCUGAGCUUCAAGGACCAGUUCCUGUCGAGGGCCGACAUCUGGCGCUUCAAGGUCACGAUGCUGGGCCAGUGCGUCUACGUGGGGCGCACGGUCGAGUGCCUCGGCAUCCGCUCGCAGGUGGACGCCAUCCUGGCCGACAACACGCAGCUCAGCUGCGGCGUCAUCGGAGACGCCACCAAGAUCGUCGUACGCUCGAGGUCCAGCCGCCUCUUUUGGCUCGUGCAGAUGAGCACCGAGAUGUGGGAGUUCGCGCCCGACGGGGAGAUCUACUACGAGAAGCUGCUCAACCGGCUGCUGCGCGUGCUCAUCGACAAGUGGAGCGAGAGCUCCGUGAGCCACUCGGUCACCAUCAUCGCCUUCUCCAGGAGCUUCUACGACGCCAACCAGUUCCCCGACGACUUCGACCCGAGACGAGCCCCCUUCUCAGACCCUCGACGACAGGGCUUUGGCCCGGGCUGCGGGGCGCCUGGCAUCAACAUGGCCAACGGCUACGGCCCCACCAUCCACGUCGACCCCGUCUCGGGCCGGUACUACGAGGAUUUCUACAAGGUGGUGGUCAUGAACUUCACGGGGCCCGACUGGAGUCGCUUGGUGCUGCUGCUCAAGAAGGAGUUCGCCAGCUACUACGAGAUGCACCGGUGGCGCACGCCCGAAGAGUUUUCGGCCGCAAAGUACGAGAUCUGUCGAUGCCCCAAGCCUGCCACCAGCACUAAUACUGGAAAAACGUCGGAGAAGGGUACGAUGGAUGUGUACAUCAAGUGGACGAAGCUGCCGUCGGGGGUGCCGUCCCGCGCCAAAGACGGCAACAUCCUGGAGGCCAUCAAUGUGACAUUGAAUGUGCUGGACAAACACUACAUGGAUCGUGACCUAAGCCGCACUGGGCAGGGUAUCGUCAUGAUGACGGCUGGUUGCAGUAUUUUCAAUGUCGAUCGGAAGCUGGCAGAGAUCACGGAGCAACGCAUGAUGGACAACGGAGUCGGGAUGGACAUGAUCUCGCUGACAACGCCGCCGUUGCAUGUUGUUCCGCUGUUUAUUUACCGCAACCUACCUUCAGGAAAGACUGCUGCAGGUCUCAACCCUGAUGCUUCCAGCUUCGCGCGCAAGCUCUCCUACAGCGAGGUUUCAGGUGCGAGUGAGGAGCCAAAGUCGCUGGAAACUGCGUCUUCCUUCCAUGGAGUCUCAAGUUUUAUGUCUACCUCUCAGCCCAAGAGCCCGGAGUGGGUGCGAGCUGGUAGUGAAAUCCUUCGCCGCUCUGGCGAUUCACCCGAGAAACUUACCUACGACGUACCGCACUGGGUGAACAUUACGUUCUUGGACUUUGGCUGUGGCUGCGGGCGCUCCAGUAAUAUCUGCAUGCCGAUUGAGCCUCCCGCGCCGUUGAGUCCGAGCCAAAACAGCCCAACUUCUCACCGUGGAUGGCAGUCAUGCGAGUGCCAGGUCAAACGAAACCAGCAAUUCGACCCGCUGCCAUCGUUUCGUAUGUUCGAUGUCACGUCGCCGUCCGAGAAAUUGGAGUUCCCUGUGACGCUGCGGAACCUGAUGCGGAGAACCUCGCAAAACGCGCCGAGCUUCGGGCUCAGUGCCCCCUCCACUUCGCCAAUGUCAAUCAGGAUCACUGGUAGUCAAAGACGCUUGUUAUUCGAGACGAGCGAGCUUCCCGACUCGGCAUCGUCUGCACCACCACCGGAACAAUUGCAGCUUAGCCGGUCCCCUGACUUUGACCCCAUUCUCGCAUCGGGGCAAUUGCGUUCCGCUACUAACCUCAGCGCCAGCCUCCACGCGCGAGCCGCACUGAAGGAAUAUGACGAGAGCGUAUUCGCCCCUGUGGUGCGAGACGGCGAAUCCGCCACGGCGAGGAGCUCACGAGAGCGGCGACUGGGUUUUGUUCCUCUGGAAAGCCACGACGAGCACGAUAACGCCACCAGCGCUACCAUCGGUGGGUACGGCGACGGCCAUCUCGAGUGGUUUAUUCGUAACGCAAAGAAGGAAGCCGAUCGAACGAGAGAGCGCAGUAACAGCGGCAACAAUACCAGCUUCCGGAAGGAGAGCGCUUUCCUUCCGAGCGAAAGCACCAGCAUGAUCCAAACACUGAUCUCCCCGCGGAAACUGAAACCCAAUGGCAACUCACCGAGCAAAAUGUUCCAGACUGCUUUUUCAGACCGCACUCAGCAGAAUGGGGGCCAUUCUUCCGGAAUCCCGAUCAUGUCUCGCUCAGUCCCGAGGGCAGACGCGAACCCCUCAUUUUCACUGGAGGUGAUGCUAAGCAGCUCCAUGGAGCGCCGGCGCAACAUGAAUUUUGCAACGAAGUCAUCGUUGUCGGCCAGCCGUACGCUCUUUGGGACUCCAGGAAAGAGUCGAGAUGAGGGGUUUCGUCCGCUAGCACGAGCGUCGACCAUGACCAAGGAGCUGCCGUCGACGUCUGGCCCCUCUCCGGCGUACUCUUCCCCAUCAAAAGACGGGUUCACAGGUAAGCUCACGAGCAACCAGCGGCGCCUCAGUAAUCCAGGAUCUCCUCCAGGUGGUCUGCGCAGAAACCAAUCCGAGUUGUUCCGGCCGUCGUUGAUGUCUGGAAGCCUGAGCUUCAAGGCUUCGUCGGCUACAGAUAUCGCUAUGACACCCAUUGACCACAGAAAAGCGGCUGUGAAUCCGUUCCGGUACUCCAAAGGCCAGGUCUCUCAACGUUUAUCAAGCGACCGAAGGCGAUGGAGCCACCUCUUCCCCGUGUCUAACCAUGUCGCCCAUCGUCCAUCGAACGAGGUGUCAGGAGAAGCUGCAACACAAGACAGCGAGCCCAUAUUCCUUGGACCAAACUGGACAAGUCUAACGUCGCCCGCUAUCCUGCCGCUAACUACCGACCACUUUCCGUCCCCGCAAGAAUUGCGCCAAGGUUAUACCGAAGCAUUUUACACGGUGACGAUUCCUACAACCGCGACGCAGGCUCCAGCGAUCGAGUGCGUGCCGCGGUAUCGUAACCACGACGAGCUUUUGAUCGAAAUGAUCUGCCAGCGGCUUGCGCGCGACUUUCAACUCGUGUCCAGUUGCGACUCCACUGCGUCCCUCAUGGGUAGCGAGUCGUCUCCCGAGAGCCGACGAAGAGUGUAUCACCUGAGCAUGGGGCAUCGCAUCCACCAGCUCAUUUAUGACGCAGAGCGACAGACCGUCGAAGUGAAGAGGUUCGUCCAGCGCGAGCCGCAUGACCCCGAAGUCGCGUACACUUCGUAUAACUACUCGCUCUGGGUCGCUCUCACUCAGUCGUUCCAGCCGCACCAACAGAUAUUCCAUCGGUACCCGCAACCAGAAGAUAACUGGAAUGCCCUGGACAAUCUGCUGUGCGGAUACCUUGACGACAUGGCGGACACAAUGAAGUGCCGGCGGAUCCGGUUUGCUAUCGUGCCCCCUGUGAUCUCGAAGGGUGGCGAUACCGAGUCCCCGACAGCCUACGCAGCAAAGUUUACAAAGUUCAUCGAGUACCUGCAGUCGCGCGUUGCCCCCUCGGAAUUUGGCGAUCUCGAGAACAUCACUAUCAACAUGGUACUGGAGCGGCCGCAAGGUCCACAAGAAGCUGGGAAAGCUCCACCGCUCGGUGGGAACCGCAUGCUGAGCUUCAAGAUGGCUUGCAAGGCGUCGACGGCAUCGUCAUCUGGCGCGAAAUUCGAGGACUCGAGAACUGAGUGGGUGAUGAUGCGUGUGGAGGAAACCAUGGAUAUCUCGCGGUGCUUUCAUCUCGAUGUCCGCUGGUUGGCUUGCAGCGGUAUCGCGGCGGACGAGUUCGUUGGUACUGUUCGCCGUCGCGCGAAGCAGGCGGGGUUGGAUCUACGCCGCGUUCCCGAGUAUUCCAGCGUCUCGCGCGUGCAGAUCCAUCCUCUGAUAGCUUCGGUCUUCCUGCCGCUCCCCGUUCGAGUCUCCGAGUCUUUCGUUGCGGCGCUCACUCAAAUGCUGGACUUCGUGCUAGACGACGAGCGGAUUGCCGAUGGCAGCGGGAUUGGCUAUGGGCUCGGAAUCGACCAGGAGACGUCGACAACGAAGACGAGGACGAUACGUGGACACCGCCGCUCGCCUUCAGCUAACGCUAGGAUGCUGCUUGAACGAUGGCAGCAGCGCGGGUACAAGCAGUUCAUCCACCGACGCGCGCCAGUAUUCGUGCGAGUCAUUCACGACGGUCUCAUCUGGAUCCCGGGCUACGACUACGAUCGCAAGGGCGACGGAGCAGCUAGCGUGACUGCCACCGAGACGUUGUUCCACGAGGUCUGCGCUACCAUCGAGUCGCAGUGUGGCGAAAGCCCAGAGGGCAAUGUGAGUCUCUGA